AUGUUUAAACGAGUCAAUGUAAACAUCUCUUUUCUCGAAGCAAUCAAGCAGAUACCUGCUUAUGCUAAGUUCUUGAAAGAUUUGUGCACUCAAAAGCGGAAGCUUCAUGUGCAUAAGCGUGCCUUUUUUCUUACUGAGAAGGUAAGUUCCAUAAUUCAAAACAAAACACCACCUAAGUUUAAAGACCCAGGUAGUCCAACUAUCACAUGCACUAUAGGUGACCAUACAAUCGAUAGAGCUUUGUUUUGGGGAGCUGAAACCCCUCCUGUUACGCUGCAAUUAGCGGACAGAUCUGUAAAAAUACCUCGUGGUAUCGUUGAAGAUGUCUUAAUCAAGGUUGAAAUUUUUUAUUUUCCUGUGGACUUCAUUGUGUUGGAUACUCAACCUUUGCAAAACCCAGAUUGUCACAUUCCUGUCAUUUUAGUACGUCCUUUCCUGGCGACGUCUAAUGCUAUUAUAAACGGUCAUAAUGGAGUGUUGAAUUUGUCUUUUGGUAACAUGAAUGUAGAACUGAAUGUGUUUAACAUUAGUCAACAACCUAUGGAUUGUGAUGAUACUGAAUUGCAUGAGAUUAACAUGAUUGAGAGUCUGAUCCAAGAAUCAUUGCUUGAUAUCUUAUAUGUGGACCCUUUGCAAGCAUGUCUAGAUAACUUUAACUUAGAUCUUUUUGACUCUGAGUAUAUUAGUGAAGUGCACUCUUUGCUUGAAUCUGUACCACCUAUGGAUAUUGCUAAAUGGCAAACUGCAAUAGAACUACUUCCACUUUCUGAUCCCAAGUAUGCCCAUCUCUUGUCGAACCACCUAAGCUUGAUUUGA
Messenger RNA from Papaver somniferum (opium poppy), 816 nucleotides. RefSeq lists its product as uncharacterized. Bases 1 to 816 code for a protein of 271 amino acids. The record is from RefSeq and is a predicted model, not a curated record. The transcript is spliced from 2 exons. NCBI's taxonomy places the organism in Eukaryota, Viridiplantae, Streptophyta, Magnoliopsida, Ranunculales, Papaveraceae.